AUAGCUCACACUUUCUCUGAGACUUAAUCAACGCCUACAGAAACCUUAUCUUCGCUAAAUACGAGCAUGUCUUCAUUGACUCCACUGCCUCCAGCACCGAAGAAGGCCAGGAGGAGGUCCUCCAAGACCAAAAGGCCUGGCCCAACCGUGUCUGACCUGAUCGUGAAGGCUGUGUCCGCAUCCAAAGAGCGAAGUGGUGUUUCACUUAUUGCCAUAAAGAAGGCAUUGUCAGCCGGUAGUUACGAUGUUGUGAAAAACAAGGUGCGUGUCAAUAUGGCCAUCAGGCGUUUGGUGACCAAAGGGGUUCUUAUACAGACCAAGGGCACAGGUGCAUCUGGUUCUUUCAAAACCAACAAGAAGCAAGUUGUUGCGAAGAAGAAGACGCCUGCCAAGAAGAAGAAACCAGCCACCAAAGCCAAGAAGCCGGCAACCAAAAAGCGCAAGAGACCUGCAUCAAAGAAAACAGCUGGACCAAAGAAAUCUCCUAAAAAGGCUAAAAAGAAACCAGCAGUGGCAAAGAAGGCCAAGUCUCCCAGCAAGGCCAAGAAACCGAGAGCAAAAAAACCGAGGACCCCCAAAGCAGCGAGGCCCAAGGUUGCAAAACGCAAAACUACCAGAGCUAAAGCUGUUGCGCAGUGAGUGAUUGCACUGGGACAGCGACGUUUCCCGACAUCAAUACCCAAAGGCUCUUCUAAGAGCCACCCAUAGUUUCUGUGAGUGCAAAAAUUCCCCGAAAGGUUGUUACUGCUCGUUGAUAUUCAAUGCUAUCAUCAAUGGACUGGAAUUGAAAUGCGAUAUGGAGCAGUUAAACUAUUUCCAUACGAAUAUUUGCUUCAAUAAACGCAUGUAGGUCUAUAAGUAUUUAUAAAACAAUGCAUUUGCAUAACA
Molecule: messenger RNA, 888 nt
Organism: Conger conger (European conger)
Lineage: Eukaryota; Metazoa; Chordata; Actinopteri; Anguilliformes; Congridae
Product: histone H1-like
Exons: 1
Coding region: 67-639 (190 amino acids)
Biological process (GO): chromosome condensation; negative regulation of DNA recombination; nucleosome assembly
Cellular component (GO): nucleus; nucleosome
Molecular function (GO): double-stranded DNA binding; structural constituent of chromatin; nucleosomal DNA binding
Source: RefSeq, a predicted model, not a curated record